This is a messenger RNA of Ambispora gerdemannii, 125 nucleotides long. Lineage: Eukaryota; Fungi; Glomeromycota; Glomeromycetes; Archaeosporales; Ambisporaceae. The record is from the annotation of a GenBank genome assembly.
AAAUGCUAGAACCAAAUGAAAUGGAAUUAUCAGAUAAAAUCGAUCCAGAAGAAUAUGAAGAUAAAGACCUGAUUGAUCAAUCUCUUUACAUUAAUUCGUGGAGAAUGCCUGGAAGAUUACCAUGA